Messenger RNA from Melitaea cinxia (Glanville fritillary), 2445 nucleotides. It is a transcript of the gene Pbp95, whose product is annotated as snRNA-activating protein complex subunit 4. Bases 106 to 2376 code for a protein of 756 amino acids. The record is from RefSeq and is a predicted model, not a curated record. The transcript has a single exon. NCBI's taxonomy places the organism in Eukaryota, Metazoa, Arthropoda, Insecta, Lepidoptera, Nymphalidae.
AGUCAAUAAAUUGACAUAAUAACAAAGUAUUUCUGUGUAGGUAAGUAUAACAAUUGUAACAUUUGCCAUACUUCUAUAAAUAACAAAGUAAAAUUAAAUUAAAUUAUGUCCGAAUUCGAGAUGGAUAUUGUGUCAGAGAGUGACGAAGAAAAUGAAAUCCAAGACUUGGAGCAACUUAACGCGGUAUUAAUUAAUGAUGAACCGUGCUCGAGUACAUCGGUUUCACAAAUUUCAAUAAGCACGAGUGUUGGCAGCUUUUCAUCGCAGUACGAGGAGUAUUCAAAGAUCGAGGCAGUGUUAAAUCUCAAUAAAAUGUGCGAUGAAAAGUGGCGUCGACUUGAAAGGAUACUUCAGUCUCGUCUACGAGAAUGUCGACAACGGUUGAGUGACAUUCAGGGAACGGAUAAUGUAACAAAUGACAAAGGUGAUAAAGUUGAAAAAUUCCGUUAUGUAAACUGUGGAAAACCUUAUUUCAAAGACAAGGCUAACUUUCCAGCUCCAGAUAACGAUGAUACUAUACUUAUGGCUAAAUCUGAAAUGUAUGACUUUUCAAACGUUGUAUCGGUCCCCGGCUGGACUGUCAAAGAUAAGAGUCAGUUUAAUACAUUAAUACUUAAGUUGUCACAAGAAAGAAGGAAAGCAGACAUAAAUUCUGAAAUCGCAGCAUUGAAACGUGAAAGCAAAAUAAAUGGGAAAAAUAAUAAUAAAAAAAUUGCAAAAUUAACAAAAGAAUAUGAUAAGGUAAAUAAAAUGCCGCUUAAAGAAAUAGCUCUCCCUAUAGAUGAGGAGUAUGACUGGGAUUUAAUAGCAAAUAAAUUAAAUUAUAGGCAUACUGCUCAGGAGUUUAGAUCUCUUUGGAAGUUAUUCCUUCAUCCGAAUAUUAAUAAAAACAUUUGGAGUAGAAGUGAGCAUAUAGCACUGCAAAAAAUUGCAUAUGAUGAAAAGCUACAGAACUGGGACAAGAUAGCAAAAGAUUUAAAUACUGGAAGAACAAAUUAUCAGUGUUUUGUAUAUUUCCGUACUAACAUGAUAAAUACUUUCACUGGUAGGAAGUGGACAAAAGAGGAAGAAGAAUAUCUUAAGAGAUUAAUAGAAUAUUAUAGAGAAGACAACUACAUUCCAUGGGGCAAGGUGGCAGCAUCAAUGGAGAAUAGAACUAAAAUUCAAAUUUACAAUAAAUAUUUUAGGAUGUGCGAACAAAGAAAAGGCAGAUUUUUGGCAGAAGAAGAUGCAGUCAUAUUAACUUGUUAUGAUAAUUUCGGACCAAACUUUAAAAAGAUGACAAAGUAUCUUCCAGGUCGGUCUCUCACACAAUGUAGGGUUCGAUAUCAGGUUUUGGCCAAAAGAAGAAUAUCCACUGUAUGGACAAUAGAAGAGGACAGGAAACUUGUCCAACUGAUGGCAAAUCAAGAUUCAACCACUAAUUAUUCGAGUAUAGCAACAUAUUUUCCUGAGAAAGAUAGGGUGCAUAUAAGAGCUAGAUAUUUAACAUUGUCAAAAUGGAUGAGAAGGAAUCCGAAUGUAGAUAUUGCCAAGGCACCGAGGCGUGGUGCGAGACGAUUAGGUCAUGGUCAUUCUGCAGAUGACUUAAAUAGAGCCAUAGAAAGUUUGAAAAAUAGAAUACAAUCAGAGGUGAUAGACAAGAAAAGCAAAAAAAUAACAAAAGAUUCACCAGAAAAUGUAAUAGAAGAUGCCAUUAUUGCUCACCUUGUAACUGAAAAUGUAAAAAUGGAAGAAGCUAGAAGAAUUCAAAGAGAGCAAGAAGAGGCAAGUGCUUCAGACAAUUUAGAAAUUCUGAGAAGUAAAAAGUGCAAUGUGACCAACUUACGUAAAAUACUUAUAUUACUGAGAGCAAAAUUAAAUAAGGAAAAAUUUUUGAAGAGUUCCUAUGGUGAAAAAUUUAAAGGAUUAUUGGAGCCGGACAGGGACACACAAACUUUAAAAGUAAAGUCAUAUUCCAAGCAAAAUUCAGAAACAGACAUAGUAAUGAAUGACACCCCUGAUAUAUGGGGAAAUGUUUUUUUAGGUCCCUUGAAUUAUGUUCUACCACCACAUUACUCAUCAAUAACUGGUUGUAAGAGAUUAAUGUCCUAUGUUUGUACUAAACAAGAAAACGAAGACAUGAUAAACUUAAAUGUUGUGAUUAGGAGAAAUGGUUUGUUAAAAGUUCAGGCAUUUUUAUUGAUGGAGCGGUUUAAUUCCUUGUUUCUGUGGCCAAUGUUACUUUCAAAUGCACAUCCAGAGACAUCUGGGGCAGUUAAUGAACUUGCACAUAAUUAUCCUGAAAAUUAUACAUUAUUUGAUAAUGAACACUAUACUUCUUCAAUGGUAAUUAGGGAAUUAGGAAAUGAUAAUGUAUCUGAACAAGACUCUUAAGUAGAAAAACUCAUGGUAUAUGUAUUUUAGGUAAACUUUUAAUGUUAAUGUAAUAAAUUUUUGAUGUGG